ACUCUGGGCUGACUCUUUGGAAAGCCAAAACAGCGGAGCAGGGGUUUUGGUUUUGUUGUUUCGGGAUAAAGCAUUUUCUGGCUAGCCAUGGGGAAAAUGAGCACGAAGCAAGUCACCUGCGGGUAUUUUCUCCAUGGUGUCUGCCGAAAGGGGAAUAGGUGUGUCAAAGAGGAUUGGUGUCAAGUGUAAACGGAGUGAGCUGUAUUCCAGACCGAGUUCUGGAGACUAAAUGGCAAUGAACGAGGGUGAAGUAGCGGAGGUGGCAGGUGUGGUGACGUUCUCGGAGCCCGAGCAUCACUGAGAGGGUCAGGAUAAAGAUGAGUCUGGUCUGGUAGAAGUGACAUUUUUUGAGAAAAUGGACCCCUGCAUUUUGGCUGAUCCAUUUGUGGUGGAAAGGAGUGGGUGUAUGGAUAGCAACUUCGCUAUAUGAAAAGCAAAUCAGCUAAUUGGGGCAGUUUUGUUGGCAUUCAAGAACGUUUUGCUUGGCUGAUUGGGCAGCAAGACACUUGUAUUGGCCUGCYUGGCGACUUCCAACUGGGCAUCACAGUCGUGUUGCCGGAGGUAGCUAACGUGGCAAUUUUUUUCAAGAAGGAUAGCAGCCUACCCAAGAAAUAACAAAUAUUGAUAACCAUCUAGAUGUCACCUUUAUACAUAGCCUACUACUCAAUGGGGAGGGCAUGGAAGGCGACACUGUGACAGUGCCCUUAGCUCUUGCUUGACAAGAACUACUGGCAACACAUGGGAAGUAGCUACCUAGUAGCCAAUAUCAGGGUGACAGUCAAAGUAAGCACAUGCAUACAACGCAUGAAGCAACAGUACACCCAUCAUGAAUACUUUUAAUAAAAAAUAAUCAAUCAUCAGUUUUAUAACUGAAAUGUACAAUUAUUUGUGUAACACUAUCUGUGAAAUGCGACUCAAACUCAUCUGGCUUAAAAACGAAUUCCAAACUCGCGAUAUGGUAGCUCAAAUAUGUACGGUAGUUGCGUGGUUAGAAACGGAAGACAAAAAACACCGCUCACUCAAAACCGUCUAACCUAUAGCAGAGCGCUUUCCACACACCCACUAAUUUCCACACGCCCACUACUUUCCUUUCGACCAACACACCCACUCRCCCAUACUCCGGUCGCCAUAUUGGAAUGCAGCUACCCCCUUCAAUAUCUCAUUGGCUGUUCCGCUGUUCGAAGUGGAAAGCGGGAGGAAGUAGAAGACGUACGACAACGCUUGACAGAAGAGGACAGAAAUUAUAAUGGACGUAACGACGUGUCUGAAGUCUCUCCUGCUGGCCAUCCACCAGUACAGAGACAACAGGACGGCCCAUAACGCUGCCCAGCUGCAGAAACAGGUGGAGGAGCUGUCAGGAAUGCAGUGUGUUCGUCUGCUGUCGUCGGGCCAGGUCCUGCCCAGUGAGUGUGUCUGUGGACUUGUGGAGCUGGCAGGAGACCCUAACACUAGCCCCGCACUCACCGGAACCAUAAUCUCUCUACUGGCCCAACUAGUCUGUGAUGAUGAGAGCAGAGAUGUUCUCCAGAGCAGUUAUAACCUGCCCAGCACUCUGGCCUCCAUCAUCCACUGCCACAGCGCCACCCCCAGGGAGCCGCUGGUAUUACAAUGUUUAAAGAUGCUACAGAGACUCACCUAUAACUGCUGUUGUAACUCUGUGUGUCUCAGUGUUAUAAAGAUGCUACAGAGACUCACCUAUAACUGCUGUGUAACUCUGUGUGUCUCAGGUUGUAAAGAUGCUACAGAGACUCACUAUAACUGCUGUGGAGACAAACACACAGACACCAAGGUUUUCUCUAUCUUUAGUUCUGGUGGUGACAACUCCCUGUGUGUGUGUGUGUGUGUGUGUGUGUUUCAGCUGUUCCAUGCUAAGAACAUCCACCAGACAUUCCAGCUGAUCUUUAACAUCAUCGUCAACGGCGACGGAACCCUAACCAGGAAGUACUCUGUAGACCUACUGGUGGACCUGCUAAAGAACCCCAAGAUGGCUGACUACCUGACUAGGUAUGAACACUUCUCAGUGUGCGUGUCCCAGGUGUUGGGUCUGCUACAUGUCAAAGACCCGGACUCUGCUGCCAAGGUGUUGGAGCUGCUCCUGGCUCUGUGUGGUGUGUCAGGCCUGAGGUCUCUGCUGUGUGAGGUCGUGUUCCGUCCCGCCGCCCCACGGCUCAGAGCUGCAAGCCGCAGACAGGGGGCGGGCCUAGACGCAGGGCAGAAAACCGAGCCGGGCUUAGCUCUCAUCCAAUGGCUGAGCUCUCCGGCUGARGGGGAGGAGUUAUGCUGUCUACAGGCCCUGCAGCUGCUGACUGAACUACUGGAAGAGGCGUUGGGUUCACAGGUCGUGUCUGUGUGCGUGUUGGGCUUCGUUGAGUUGUUGGUUCCAGUGGUGUUGGAUCUUCUGCAGGGACUGGACCCAGCCGCACCAGACAGCCAGCUCAGAACACACUGCAUACGCACAACACACACCACCAGCCUGCUGCUAAAUAGACAGAGGAUGGUCACGCCCCUCUCUCUGGCCCUGACGGUCCAGUCACAAGAGAGCAUGAUUCAGAAUCCGGGCUUCGUCCUACUGUUGGAGCCACGCUCUACCAGACUUCCCUUCGCGUGGUUGCAGGAUCAGAUGAAGGAUGUGCGUGUGUCAGAGAUCAUGGAUAUUUAUGAACAGAAGAUCUCCUCUCUGGCGUCUAAGGAGGGGAGGUUACAGGAUCUGUUAGAGGCCAAAGCUCUGGCUCUCUCUCAGGCCGACCGCCUCAUCACUCAGUACCGCUGUCAACGAGCUCAGGCAGAGGCCGAGGCACGUAAGCUAGCAUCUAUGCUGAAGGAGGCAGAACAGAGGAGAGAGGAGCUGCAGGUGGAGUUGGGCAGCCAGGUGCUGGAGGCAGAGAGGGCGAAGGGAGACAUCRAGGAGUUGUUGCAACACAAUGCUAGACUGCAGGCUGACUCUCAGGAACACCAGUCUCUCAAAGGAUCCUAUAACCAGCUGCUUAACAGGUUUAAUGAGAGUGAGCGUCUGUUGAAGGAGCUGCAGGCGGCUCAUAUCUCCCUCAUUAAACAGAUGGACACAGUGAGGAAGACCCAGGACACACUACGACUACAGCACGACAAGGCAUUGUGUGAGCUGAAAGAGAGGGAGGAGCAAAUGAAAUCCUUUCAAUCAGAGCUUCAGCAGAGAAACCGUGACAUCACAGGUCUGCGUGGUGAGUUGCGGGAUCAGGAGGAGAGGGAGAGAGCGAAAGAGAAAGAGAGGGAGGAACUAGAGGAAACGGUGGAUAUUCUGAGGAAGGAACUCAACAAGACUGAGUUGGCCAGAAAAGACGCCAGCAUCAGGGCGUCCUCUCUGGAGCUGCAGAAAGCCCAGGUGGAGGCCAAACUGCAGAAGAAAGAGGACGAGCUGAACAAACACUCUUCUAUGAUCGCCAUGAUACACAGCCUCAGCUCUGGCAAACAGAAGAGUGACGUCAACCUGUCCCUCUGAGACACAAACACGCACUGUCAAUUUGUCUCUGUGACAUCUGCACACACACACACACACACAGGAUCAGAAGGAAUGGAUAUUUUUAAACUAAAUUAGUAACUAAUUUCUGUCAUUUUAAUGUACCGCUAUCUGCAUUUUUAACCUAUUGUCCAUAUAUCCUGCAUUUACCAUUAUUCUACCAUCUGUUUUUCUGUCUGUUGUAUUGACGUGUAAAUAAAUAUUGACUGGUCUGAUGA
Salvelinus sp. IW2-2015 is the source of this 3711-nucleotide messenger RNA. The record is from RefSeq and is a predicted model, not a curated record. NCBI's taxonomy places the organism in Eukaryota, Metazoa, Chordata, Actinopteri, Salmoniformes, Salmonidae.